Molecule: messenger RNA, 1294 nt
Organism: Temnothorax curvispinosus
Lineage: Eukaryota; Metazoa; Arthropoda; Insecta; Hymenoptera; Formicidae
Exons: 2
Coding region: 92-412 (106 amino acids)
Source: RefSeq, a predicted model, not a curated record
CGCUUACGCAUAUAUUGCUUUUUACUACAUUGGAGAUUAUUUCAACUGUGCCGAGAAGGCUGGCCAUGUUUUUCUGACUAUCUGUGAAAAUAUGAGGGAUAAUAAAGUCUUCAAAGAUGCGGACUCGGCAAUUGAAUCCGUUAUAGAAAACGUUGAUUGGUUGACACAAGAUGUACAAACUUUAGCGGCGUUAAGAGAAGCUGGCGUUUCCAUUUUGCAAGGACCAGGGGCCGAAAUGAAAACCGUUUAUACGUCCGCGGCACUCUCCGAGCUCCACCGAUUGCUAGCAGCAGCGAAGAAAGAAAUUUUAACCUGCAAGAGGAACAUCAAACAAAAGAAUUCACAAAGAGAUUUUCGCAGAGACAUAGCGAUGACCCAAACCUGUCGAGAAAGAGUAUACUUCUGUGCUUGAAGAAGCUGGAAUAUUAUUUAUCAUGGGUAAAAAGCGCCGGGACAGGAGUCUUUUGUAAAUGCAAAGUUAUUUAUUGAUAUACUGUAUUGAUAUACAUCGUGGUCAUUUAUUAAAAUAAAAAAUAAUAUUCUAUUAAUAUAUCAUUUAAAUUAAUGACUCUAUCUCUAAUUCUUCUCCCUACGUUUCUUUCUUUCUUUUCCUCUACGCACCGUUAAUCCCGCGAGAGUGACUUAACGAGGAACACGAUCAAAGCGCGUACCGCUGAGAGGUCAAACGAGAAUUCGUAGCGCAUCGGUGUGCUGUGAAUGAACGUACGUCUUGAGCGAAGACGUGUACAUAUGCCGGCGUUACGUGUGUAUGCAUACGUUUCUCCAGUGUAGCCAGUCAAGGAGUAUCCGAUGGUGUCGCUUGAUAAUUCGCUCGCGAGCCUAGGAGCCUCGAUGAUCGCGAGAAUCUUCCUCGCGAUCGCUCUUCUUUUCCUCUUUUUUUACGUCAGCCUUGCUUUUACGCUACGAGUGUGUAUGUGUGUAUAUGUGUACGUGUAUUAGUUUUAAUCUUUCUCCUUCCUUCUGAUUUACGUUUCUAUCUCAAUCGUCAGUUGACUUAAUUGUACACGAUAUAGUUAUAUUAUACAAAAUAUGCACUUCAAAAAUAUCCGACGCCACGAACCUUUUGAACCACAAAAUGCUCACGCACUGCCACGUUAUUACUAAAGUCGUUUUAAAUAGAUGGCGAAGAAAAAGGUGGGAAAGGGAGGCAGAUCGGGGUGGCCGAGCAAAGGAGCGGUGGCGGGGGUGAGGGGAGGAAAAGGAGGAGGAGGAACUUACACUUAGAGUUUUACAAUACUUAGAGCUGAUAUAACACUGGCAAUAGUCGUGUCAU